ACGUCAGAUGCAGUGGUUUAAAGCUCUCGCAGACGAUUGGUGUUUGGAAGAACUCAACGUGCAUUAAACGACAGAGGACACCCGUCACUUUGGAAAGCGAUCGCUACGAAAUUGUAACUCACACUGGAUGUGAAUGAUACAUUUAGUACAAUAUUUUAUCAACAAGUACGGAACACGGAAUAAUAUAAUAUUUAGUUUGAAAUUGCACGUAAAUAAUAUUAAUUACAAUUUGUAAAUAUAUAUAAAUUAAUUUUAAGCAAUAAUCUGAGACAUUAUGCUCUACAGAACACCAGUGGCUCUUCUUCUUCUCAGCAUAUACAUUGUAGCAGGAAAUGAAAAAGUGGCCAACGAUGACAUGUCAGCGUCGGUCGCAACAGGAGAGUCCUACGACCGCGUCCGGAGAUCCGGGCUCAGCAUGCUGCGUUUGGGACGGGGAUUGCAAAUGCUGAGGCUCGGCAAACGGGCACUUCCAAUGCUGCGACUCGGCCGGUCCAAUCCAAAUGGGAUUACGGAUGAUGACAUUCAAUAUCUAUUGUCUAUCGUUAGACAAGAUAGACAGGUGCCUCUUCCCAGAUACGGAAAAGACAUUAGCAAAGACCUCGCCUUUCAAUACAUGCUGAUGAAUGCUCUUAAGAAUGCGGAAGAAAACAGUAAUGAGUAUUUCGACAAUGAUGGUUUCGACAAUGUUGCAUACGCCUUCCCAUAUGAAUCCACAUCCGAGCGUCAGAUCCGACCCGCUCCGCGACCAGGUUAUCGGUACCGACGCUCUGUCGAUGGUGAAUCUUCAGGAACUAACUCCAAUGACGAUAAAGACAUUCUUUCUUCCGACAACUCAUACAAACUGGACGGUCUUUCUGACGACAAAGACAAGUACAGCCGCGUAGCACCUCUGAUGCGAUACGGAAAACUCGCCGUAGAUAUGCCCGAGUAUGACGAAGAAAUUGAGAAAAGGAACGCAAUGCGCAUGCUCCGCUUAGGUCGAGGACUGCGCAUGCUCAGAUUGGGAAAACGUCCAUCGUACUCGGAAUCGGAAGAAUUUUCAGAGGCCGAUAAACGAGGUGCCCUCCGACUGCUUCGUCUUGGCAAGCGAUCAGGCUUCCGGAUGCUAAGAUUAGGACGGGGCCCCACCGACCCUGAGGGCGAAAACAGGGCCCUGGGUUUACUUGGCUUGAUGGAAAAGACCGAGGAGAACGAAUCGUGAGAACACCAUUCUGCCAGAACGUGCGGAAAUUAAAAUUACAUAUUUACAUAAUAAGCAUAAUAUCAUUUAUCAUUUUUGGAUAAUAAAAACCCGAACAAAAAGGAUAUAAAUUGAUCUUUAGCAGUUCAGAGGGCAGAGGCUCGUAUGAAAUGCAUAGCGGCAUACCACUUUUAUGUGCUUGUUGUUUUAUUGGUUAGUUUCUAUUAUUUAAUUAAAACUGUUUUAAGAAUCAAAUGAAUACAAAAUAAAAACGAUUAUCUAAACACAAUUAUAUAUAUAUAAUUAUUAAAGUUACGAAUUAAACAUAUUACUAAACAAAA
Molecule: messenger RNA, 1521 nt
Organism: Dreissena polymorpha
Lineage: Eukaryota; Metazoa; Mollusca; Bivalvia; Myida; Dreissenidae
Product: myomodulin neuropeptides-like
Exons: 2
Coding region: 275-1201 (308 amino acids)
Source: RefSeq, a predicted model, not a curated record